AUCGCGAAGCCUGCGCCUCGCCCGCAUCCUCAGCACCCGGCCAGCAGUCGGGCCCUCGGCGGGGCGGUGUCUGCGGAAGCUCCCUGGGCCUGGCCAAAUCGCCCCGAGCCGCGCUGAGACCCGGGCACCAGCGGCGCGGAGAGGAGGUCGGAGCCGGGCCAUCGACCAGCCAUGGAGACCCGCUACAACCUGAAGAGUCCGGCUGUUAAACGUUUAAUGAAAGAAGCAGCAGAAUUGAAAGAUCCAACAGAUCAUUACCAUGCACAGCCUUUAGAGGAUAACCUUUUUGAAUGGCACUUCACAGUUAGAGGGCCCCCAGAUUCUGAUUUUGAUGGAGGAGUUUAUCAUGGACGAAUAGUACUCCCACCAGAGUAUCCCAUGAAACCACCAAGUAUUAUUCUUCUAACGGCUAAUGGACGAUUUGAAGUAGGCAAGAAAAUCUGUUUGAGCAUCUCAGGACAUCAUCCUGAAACUUGGCAGCCUUCAUGGAGUAUAAGAACAGCGUUAUUAGCCAUCAUUGGGUUUAUGCCAACGAAAGGAGAGGGAGCCAUAGGUUCUCUAGAUUACACACCUGAGGAAAGAAGAGCACUUGCCAAAAAAUCACAAGAUUUCUGUUGUGAGGGAUGUGGCUGCACCAUGAAGGAUGUCCUGUUGCCUUUAAAAUCUGGAAGCGAUUCAAGCAAGGCUGACCAAGAAGCCAAGGAGUUGGCUAGACAAAUCAGUUUUAAGGCAGAAGUCAAUUCAUCUGGAAAGACUAUUGCUGAAUCAGACUUAAACCACCCUUUUUCACUAAAUGAUUUACAAGACAACGUACCUACAACAUUCCAGGGUGCUGCAGCCAGUACAUCGAAUGCAGUCCAGAACCCCACGGGAGCAUCCCUUCAACAACCUGUCCAACCUGUAGCUAAGAAUACCUCCAUGAGUCCUCGACAGCGCAGGGCCCAGCAGCAGAGUCAGAGAAGGUCAUCUACUUCGCAAGAGGUAACCCAGGGCCAGCAGCCUAGAGACAACCACACGGAUCAUGGCGGAUCUGCUGUAUUGAUUGUCAUCUUGACUUUGGCAUUAGCAGCUCUUAUAUUCCGACGAAUAUAUCUGGCCAAUGAUCACCUUUAUAAGAAGAACUUUGACGUGACCAAAACCCAGAAAGGAAAACCUCGGCCACUUCUCAGAGUGGAGGACCACGAUUUCACCAUGAGGCCUGCCUUCGGAGGCCCUGCCAUUCCGGUGGGUGUGGACGUGCAGGUCGAGAGCCUGGACAGCAUCUCGGAGGUGGACAUGGACUUCACCAUGACCCUGUACCUGCGGCACUACUGGAAAGACGAGAGGCUGUCCUUCCCCAGCACCAGCAACAAGAGCAUGACCUUUGAUGGGCGGCUGAUAAAGAAGAUCUGGGUCCCCGACAUCUUCUUUGUUCACUCCAAAAGGUCAUUCACCCACGACACCACCACGGACAACGUCAUGCUGAGGGUGUUCCCGGAUGGGCACGUGCUAUACAGCAUGAGGAUUACGGUCACUGCCAUGUGCAACAUGGACUUCACCCACUUUCCCUUGGACUCCCAGACCUGUUCUUUGGAGCUGGAAAGCUAUGCAUAUACAGAUGAAGAUCUGAUGCUGUACUGGAAGAAUGGGGAUGAAUCCCUGAAAACAGAUGAAAAGGUCUCCCUGUCUCAGUUUCUAAUUCAGAAAUUCCACACCACUUCCAGACUGGCCUUCUACAGCAGCACUGGCUGGUACAAUCGUCUGUACAUUAACUUCACGUUGCGUCGUCACAUCUUCUUCUUCUUGCUCCAAACUUAUUUCCCUGCCACCCUGAUGGUCACACUGUCCUGGGUGUCCUUCUGGAUUGACCGCAGAGCUGUGCCCGCCAGAGUUUCACUGGGAAUCAACACGGUGCUGACCAUGUCCACCAUCAUCACGGGCGUGAACGCCUCCAUGCCCCGCGUCUCCUACAUCAAGGCCGUGGACAUCUACCUCUGGGUCAGCUUUGUGUUCGUGUUCCUCUCGGUGCUGGAGUACGCAGCUGUCAACUACCUGACCACGGUGCAGGAGUGGAAGGAGCGGAAGCUACAAGAGAAGUUCCCAUGUACGUGUGGAAUGCUUCACUCGAGAACCAUGAUGCUGAAUGGAAGCUACAGUGAUUCUGAGGCCAAUAGUUUGGCUGGGUACCCAAGAAGCCAUGUUCUGACAGAAGAAGAAAGGCAGGACAAAAUAGUGGUCCACCUGGCCUUGAGCAAUGAAUCUAAUUCCUCCAAGAAGAAGGCCCUUCCGAAGGGCCAGAUGGGUCUUUACAUCUUCCAGAACACCCAUGCCAUUGACAAAUACUCCAGGUUGAUAUUCCCUGCCUCCUACAUAGUUUUCAACCUAAUUUAUUGGUCAGUGUUUUCCUAG
Pteronotus mesoamericanus is the source of this 2388-nucleotide messenger RNA. RefSeq names its product gamma-aminobutyric acid receptor subunit rho-2. The record is from RefSeq and is a predicted model, not a curated record. Gene Ontology annotation, biological process: nervous system process; chemical synaptic transmission; regulation of membrane potential. Gene Ontology annotation, cellular component: synapse; GABA-A receptor complex; plasma membrane. Gene Ontology annotation, molecular function: extracellular ligand-gated monoatomic ion channel activity; GABA-A receptor activity; chloride channel activity. The coding region runs from base 172 to 2388 and encodes 738 amino acids. The transcript is spliced from 16 exons. Lineage: Eukaryota; Metazoa; Chordata; Mammalia; Chiroptera; Mormoopidae.